Misgurnus anguillicaudatus (oriental weatherfish) is the source of this 984-nucleotide messenger RNA. NCBI's taxonomy places the organism in Eukaryota, Metazoa, Chordata, Actinopteri, Cypriniformes, Cobitidae. The record is from RefSeq and is a predicted model, not a curated record.
CACUCACUCGUCCACUGCACCGAUUCUUGCACAAUCAGCACUUCUUUAUAUAUAUAACACUGAAGACACGCCAGAGUCGAUCUCUUUAGCCACUGCACGACCAGACACAAUCCCACAACACAUUUGUCAACAUUUAAUAAUCCAACAUGACCACCGCAGAUCCGAUCUUCUCAAAGGGGGAAAACUGCAAACAAAGUUGGCACGGCGCGAGCGCUGACUACAAUGAGACCGACACACACUUGGAGAUCAUGGGCAAACCCGUUAUGGAGCGCUGGGAGACUCCAUACAUGCAUUCCCUUGCAACAGUCGCUGCUUCGAAAGGUGGAAGGGUGCUUGAGAUUGGCUUUGGAAUGGCCAUAGCAGCCACUAAGGUGGAGUCCUUCCCCAUUGAAGAGCACUGGAUUGUUGAGUGUAAUGAUGGUGUUUUCCAGAGACUGCAGGAGUGGGCCAAGAGUCAGCCACAUAAAGUUGUUCCUUUGAAAGGUCUGUGGGAAGAGGUGGUGCCAACCCUACCUGACAAUCAUUUUGAUGGCAUUCUUUAUGACACAUACCCACUGUCAGAAGAAACUUGGCACACACAUCAAUUCAGCUUCAUUAAGGGUCAUGCUAACAGACUGCUAAAGCCUGGCGGCGUGCUCACAUACUGUAAUCUCACUUCUUGGGGCGAGCUACUGAAAAAUAAAUAUGACAACAUUGAAAAAAUGUUUGAGGAGACACAAGUUCCUCACCUGGUGGAGGCUGGAUUCAAAAAGGAAAAGAUCAGCACCACGCUGAUGGACAUCAGUCCUCCUAGUGAAUGCAAAUACUAUUCCUUUAAUAAGAUGAUCACACCCACUAUUGUAAAAGAAUAAAAUAAAGCAAAUCUUGUUUCUAUCGUUCAACUGUUAAUAAUACCAGCAGCUUUCUGAUUGUUUAAUUCAUUUAUAUCUUUAUAAAUGAAUAAGUUUUUAUAGUGUACUACAUGAAAAUAAACUAUACAAUAUA